AUUCACGCGGCCAUCCAUAUUAUUACGAAUGAGCGCCCUCUUCUCGAUCUCGAUCCCGUACACAUUAUUUUAGAUCGUCGCAAUAUUAUUAUCUUGUGCGUUCGUAUCAGUGUAACACGUGCGGACACAGUCGUCUUAACACUCGUAUAUUAUCAUCAUGCAUGCCGCCGCUGCGUCUCCGAUGCACCCGACCACGUUUCUGCUGACGACGUUUGCCGCCGCAGUGAUGCUGCAGGCUCCCGCGGUCCACGGGGGCAUCAUCGGGCUCAUCCAGAACAACGUGUUGGGCACGGCCGCUUUCCAUAGACAACAGUCGUGGCCGUUCGACCCGAACGUGAGCGCCCGCCGGGCACCCGAGUUCAUCGCGCUGCACGGCGACAAGUCCGAGAGGCUGAUCGAACGCAUCGGCCUGGGAAUAGACGGCCGGCAACAGGAGCGCCGCGAACAGCAGAUGGUCAGGGACAUCUUGUACGACCAGCAGCAGCAGCAGCAGCGAGACAACAACGUGCCCGUGUCCGGUUACCAGUACGUCCGAUCGCAGCAACCGCCACAUGGACCGGUGCAGGUUGUUCAGGCAUAUCCGGCCGGUUACGCGCGACGGCGGUGACCACAUCCAGGUUUUGCCGGAGAUGUCCGUCGAUCACGCGUCAUCAUCGAUCGCUCGCGGUAAUACGCAUAAUAAUAUAUUAUUGCGUCCGAUACCAUCGCCCCAGCUGCAACAUUUGGCAUCCGUGGUUGGAUCCUAUAAUAUAUAAACGACGUGUGCAGCGGAAUCCGCGUUCGCGUCUACAUUAUGAUAUUAUAUUAUUAUGUUGUGUAUGAGAUCGUGAUGUAUCAAAACGCACCUGUAUAUAUUAAAUUGAACGGCGAUAAUAAUAAUAAUAUUUGUAAUUUGUAUAAAAAUAAAAAACUUUAGUUGUUAGAAUUAUUAUGUAAAUACAUAUAUAUUAUUAUUAUUAUAUAUUUUGAUUAGCGUGUCACACAGACGAUUAGAAUAAAAUAUAAAUUAUAAUAGUAUAUAAUGUAGAUAACAAUACGUAUUGAUUAGAAAUCCUCUAUAAACACUAUAUAAUAACAUUCCUAGAAGAUCGUUUCUUAGCUUCACUCGCGACCAACACUGCAAUAAGUACGUGUAUGAUGACUAUUAUAAAAUUACUGAUGACAUAACACACAAUAUUAUGAUCGAGACUUUUUCUGCUUGACUUAAAAAAAAAUGUUUAAAAACAUGGUCAUUUCUUAAGUUUUGAUUUGGAGAUAAACCUUAAAUUGGAUUUAAAAUAUUUUGCACACUUAUAAAGUGUGCUUGUUCGAUUUAAAUGAUAGUUUUAAAUCAAAAUUAUGUAUAUCACCUUACGCGCGUAUUUUCGACGGAAUAAUUUAAUUUUCAUCAAUAUGUGGAUCAGAUAAAUAUUCACAAAAAGCAUGAACUCUAGAAUCAGUUAUCGCAUAAUUUUCAGUAAUUAUGGGUUACAUAAUAAAAAAUGUAGACAUCAAUUCUGAAAAUAUUUUGUUAUCUGUUGGCUGUUUCACAACAAUAUUAUUUUAUCAGUAGAUUAAAUUUAUUCGAAAUCUCUGGACUCCCAUUAGUUAUUAAAAAAGGUUACAAAAUAAAAAUACGUUAUCCGCGGACCAGUAUAUGAACCUAUAUGUCUAUAUAUAUAUGUAUGUACCUAUAUCAUACUAUAUGGUUAUAAUUUGUAUUAUGUAGGUAAGUUAAAAUAAUACCAUAUAGCUUUAAGUUUAAAAUAUUUAAAUACCUCCAACAAUUAUUUUACGAAUAAAUUCAAAACUUGUUAUGUUUUAUCGUUAAUAUUAAUUAGUUGACCGUUGAUUGAUAAUACUAUUAUGUAAAUGUAACCAAAUGUAUUUUGUAAAUAACAUAUAGAUUCGGUUGACUAUUAAACACGUAUUAUAUUGUUA
This is a messenger RNA of Rhopalosiphum padi (bird cherry-oat aphid), 1920 nucleotides long. RefSeq lists its product as uncharacterized. The transcript has 2 exons. NCBI's taxonomy places the organism in Eukaryota, Metazoa, Arthropoda, Insecta, Hemiptera, Aphididae. The record is from RefSeq and is a predicted model, not a curated record. The coding region runs from base 158 to 607 and encodes 149 amino acids.